This is a messenger RNA of Acanthosepion pharaonis, 1236 nucleotides long. Lineage: Eukaryota; Metazoa; Mollusca; Cephalopoda; Sepiida; Sepiidae. The record is from the annotation of a GenBank genome assembly.
AUGAAGAGAGGCCGAAGUUCUGACCGUCAAUCAAGUUCCAAGAGAGCAAAGAGGUCAAAGAAUAAGGAGGCAUCUAAAAACAAUUCUGAGAUUGAGAGACCUAUUGCAUUACCUUCUCGCAGAGGGGUAAAAAGGGCUGGCCCCUAUCUUUUAGGUCCACGUUUAGGCUCUUCUCCAGUUCGCAGCAUUGUUCAGUGUCUUGCUAGAAAAGAAGGCACAAAUGAAUUUUACACAUUAAAAAUCCUAACAUUAGAGGAUUCAUUACAUGCUGACCAAGAUGAUCACCAAGGUAAAAUGCUGAUGCACACAGAGUAUUCCCUCCUUUCUUUGUUACAUAAUCAGGAUGGUGUCGUACAUCAUCAUGGCUUAUUCAAGGACCAAGCCCGUGAGGAGAAAGACACUUUGAAUGCUAAUGGCUAUAUUGAAUACACUGGUAGAAAACGGAAUCGUCUCUGUCUCGUCUUGGACUGUCUUAUUCCCCACGAUUUCAGCAGCAAAACAUCUGAUCUCAUCAACCUUCAACAUUAUGUUAUCAAAGAAAAAAAACUUAGUGAGAAGGAAGCGGUCAUCAUUUUUGCUGAUAUUGUCAGAAUUGUGGAAAGUUUACAUAAGAAAAAUAUAGUCCAUAGAGAUCUGAAACUAGGAAACAUAGUGCUGAAUAAGAAAUCGAGACGAGUGACCAUCACCAAUUUCUGUCUUGGAAAACAUCUGGUUUCAGAGAAUGAUUUACUCAAGGAUCAACGAGGCAGUCCAGCUUAUAUCAGCCCUGAUGUGCUAAGUGGAAAACCCUACCUUGGUAAACCAAGUGACAUGUGGGCUCUCGGUGUAGUUUUGUUCACCAUGAUUUAUGGUCAGUUCCCAUUCUAUGACAGUGCACCACAAGAAUUAUUCCGAAAAAUCAAAGUAGCUGAAUACAGUAUUCCACCUGAUACACAAGUGUCUGAAAAUACCAUCAGAGUUAUAAGAGAAUUGCUCAUUCUUGAUCCUAAAACCAGACUCACUGCUUCACAAGUUCUCAGUUCAUUAGCCACCAUCAUUGGACAGUGGCGGGCCAAAUCCAGCCGAAAUCUUCCAUUCCAAACUGUUCCUGACAUUGAUGAUGAAAUCCCAAAGCCAGAAUGGGAACCAAAUCCCUGGCAAGUUGCUACAACACAAGUUCCUCAAAGACCAGUUCAGACACCAACCCCUGAGCAGAGUGAAGUGGAUAACAUCAGCGAUGCCUUUAUUGCUUUCUGA